UCGUCUGUGAAACUAAGGCUUCCCGUGUGUUUGUGUUAUCUUCUGUCCUUCUCCAAGGCACGUGGGUGAUGUAAGAUGUGAUGUAAACAAAGCGAUCAGCUGACGUACCGAUGGCUGUUUGUUGCGCUUGUUUACGCAGGGCGGGCCGAGAUAAGAGGCCUGCAAGGCUACACCGCCGGCUGGCAGCAUCUGCCAGGCAGUUGCGCGACACCAGGUACGCGAGGCGGACAUGACGGCGACGACGACGACGACGAGCGGCAAGUUUCAGUUCGCCAUCGACAGGGGCGGCACCUUCACGGACAUCUUCGCGAGAUGUCCGGGCGGCAAGAUCCGAGUGAUGAAGCUGCUGUCCGUGGAUCCGGCGAACUACCCGGACGCCCCCAGGGAGGGCAUUCGGCGAAUCCUGGAGCAGGAAACGGGCGUGCUGAUGCCGCCCACGGACCCCGUCGACGGACGCCACAUCGACUGGAUCCGCAUGGGCACCACGGUCGCCACCAACGCCCUGCUGGAGCGCAAGGGCGAGCGCAUGGCCCUCGUCAUCAACAAGGGCUUCCACGACCUGCUGUUCAUCGGCAACCAGGCGCGCCCCAAGAUAUUCGACCUGGAAAUAGUGACGCCAGACGUGCUCUACGAGGAUGUCCUGGAGGCGGACUGCCGCGUGGUGCCCGCGCUGCGCGGCCGCUGCGAGCUGCGGCACGGCUGGCGCACGGUCGUCGGCACGACGCAGGAGGAGCUGUAUGUCUGCCGUGAGCUGGACGCCGAGGGCCUCAAGGACGGGCUGCGGCGGCUCAGGGAAAAGGGGAUCGACAGCUUGGCGGUCGUGCUGGCACACUCCUACAUGUUCCCGGACCACGAGCUGGAGGUCGGGCGGCUGGCCAAGGAAGCGGGCUUCGGGCACGUGUCGCUGUCGCACCAGGUGAUGCCCAUGGUUCGCAUCGUGCCGCGCGGCUUCACGGCGUGCGCGGACGCCUACCUCACCCCGCACAUCAAGAAGUACGUGCAGGGCUUCGCCUCCGGCUUCAAGGACAACCUCAAGGGCGUCAACGUGCUGUUCAUGCAGAGCGACGGUGGCCUCACGCCGAUGGACGUGUUCAACGGAUCCAGAGCCGUGCUGUCCGGCCCGGCGGGCGGAGUGGUGGGCUACGCCAGGACCACGUUCGGCCGCGUGACGGACAUGCCCGUGAUCGGCUUCGACAUGGGCGGGACCUCGACGGACGUGAGCCGCUUCGCCGGGUCUUACGAGCACGUGUUCGAGUCGACGACCGCCGGGGUGACCAUCCAAGCUCCCCAGCUGGACGUGAACACGGUGGCGGCGGGCGGCGGGUCGAUGCUCUUCUUCCGCUCGGGCCUGUUCGUGGUGGGGCCGGAGUCUGCCGGGGCCCACCCGGGACCCGCGUGCUACCGGAAGGGCGGGCCCCUCGCCGUCACGGACGCCAACCUGCUGCUCGGCCGCCUCCUGCCCGAGUACUUCCCGCGGAUAUUCGGGCCCGAGGAGAACGAGGCCUUGGACGCGGAGGCCACCAGGCGGGCCUUCCGCGAGCUCACCGACGAGAUCAACCAAUUUCUGGCCAGCCAACCGGAGGGAGAAGGCAAGCGAGGGGAAAUGUCGGUGGAAGACGUGGCCAUGGGGUUCAUCCGUGUUGCCAACGAAGCAAUGUGUCGACCAAUCAGAGCCCUUACCCAGGCCAAGGGCCACGACACGAGCCGGCACGUGCUGGCGUGCUUCGGCGGCGCCGGAGGCCAGCACGCCUGCGCCAUCGCCCGCUCCCUGGGCAUGGGCAAGGUGUUCGUGCACAAGUACGCCGGCAUCCUGUCGGCGUACGGCAUGGCGCUGGCGGACGUCGUUCACGAGGCCCAGGAGCCGUGCUCCAAGCUCUACCGGCCAGACUCCUUCUCGUACCUGGACGAGAGGCUGGGAGUCCUGGAGGGGCAGUGCCGAGAGCAGCUGGGGCAGCAGGGGUUCCGCCCCGAGCAGAUCGAGACGGAGGCGUUCCUGCACCUCCGCUACGACGGCACGGACUGCGCGCUCAUGUGCACGGCUGCCCCCGGGUCCGGGGAGGGCGCCCCCCGGCACGGCGACUUCCGCGAGACUUUCACCAAGAGGUACAAAACAGAGUUUGGCUUUGUCUUGAUGAAUCGCAACAUCAUCGUCGAUGACCUGAGGGUCCGAGGUGUUGGCAAAGGCAUUCCACACGAGGAUCCUGAGAUACUUUCUUCGGACAAGAGUCCUAGUUGCGACAAGGUGACGAGCGUGUACUUCGAGGGCGGCUACCAGAGGACGGGGGUGUACCUCCAGCACAGCCUGCGGGCGCACCACGUGGUACAGGGCCCCGCCAUCAUCGUCGACAAGCUCAGCGCCCUGCUGGUGGAGCCCGGAUGCUCCGCCCACGUCACCAAGGGGGGAGACGUCGUGGUCACAAUCGGCUCCGGGGAUCCCCGCCCGGUCGGCACCCGGCUCGACUCCGUCCAGCUGAGCAUCUUCUCCCACCGCUUCAUGAGCAUCGCCGAGCAGAUGGGCCGGAUCCUGCAGCGGACGUCCAUCUCGACCAACAUCAAGGAGCGGCUGGACUUCUCCUGCGCCCUGUUCGGUCCGGACGGCGGCCUGGUCUCGAACGCCCCUCACAUUCCCGUGCACCUUGGCUCCAUGCAGGAAGCUGUCAUGUACCAGAUACGGGCGUUGGAAGGGAAGUUCCGCGAGGGAGACGUCAUCCUGAGUAACCAUCCCGAGGCAGGCGGCACGCACCUGCCGGAUCUCACUGUUAUCACUCCCGUCUUCUACAAGGGCGCCCCGGAGCCGGUGUUCUUCGUGGCGAGCCGCGGCCACCACGCGGACAUCGGGGGCAUCACCCCGGGCUCCAUGCCGCCCCACUCCCGCACGCUGCUGGAGGAGGGCGCCAGCUUCAAGAGCUUCCUGCUGGUGAAGGAGGGAGUGUUCGACGAGGCGGGGCUCGUUGAGAUCCUCUACUCCCCGGGCAAGGUCCCCGGCUCGUCCGGCACCCGCAACCUCUCCGACAACCUCUCCGACCUGAAGGCGCAGAUCGCGGCCAAUCGCAAGGGCAUCUUGCUGGUGGGCGAGCUGAUAGACGCCUACGGCCUCGACGUGGUCCAGGCCUACAUGGGCCAUGUCCAGCGCAACGCCGAGCUCGCCGUGCGAGACGUGCUGAGGCGGGCGGGGCGUCGCGCGCUCGAGCGCACGGGAAGCACGGAGCUGGCCGCCGAGGAGCUCAUGGACGACGGCACGCCCGUCAGUCUCAAGGUGUCCAUCGACGUCGAGCAGGGGACGGCCGUGUGUGACUUCAGGGACUCCGGCUACGAGGUGUGGGGCAACACGAAUGCCCCGCGGGCUAUCACCAUGUCGGCGCUGAUCUACUGCCUGCGCUGCAUGGUCGGACAUGACGUCCCCUUGAACCAGGGCUGCCUGAAGCCCGUGAAGGUGCUGGUGAGGAAGGGCUCGGUGCUCGACCCGUCCGAGACGGCGGCCGUGGUGGGCGGAAACGUGCUCACCUCCCAGCGCCUGGUGGACGUGGUGCUGAAGGCGUUCCAGGUGUGCGCCGCCUCCCAGGGCUGCAUGAACAACGUCACCUUCGGGGACGACACCUUCGGCUACUACGAGACGGUCGCCGGGGGAGCCGGAGCGGGCCCGACUUGGCACGGCCGCGGCGGCGUCCACACGCACAUGACCAACACCCGGAUCACGGACGCCGAGAUCCUGGAACGCCGCUACCCGGUCAUCCUCCAGAAGUUCAGCCUGCGGGAGGGGUCCGGGGGGGCGGGCGCCUUCCGGGGCGGCGACGGCGUGGAGCGGGAGCUCCUGUUCCGGAAGGACAUCACGCUGUCCGUGCUCACGGAGAGACGGGUCUUCCACCCGUACGGCAUGAACGGUGGCCUUUGUGGACAAAAGGGGCAAAAUUUGUUACUGAAGAGUGAUGGUCGUACAAUCAACCUCGGAUCCAAGACAGCUGUAGAGUUGGGGCCUGGGGACGUGUUCCGGCUGCUGACGCCCGGCGGAGGCGGCUACGGCCCGCCCCUGCAGGCGGGGGCGGCCACGUCCCCCGGAGGCGGCGCCCGCAGUUCGCGGCCUUUGUUCGCCGAGCGGGGCAGCGUGUUCGAGUACCGACGGGCGCAAGAGUCCGUGUAGCCGUGUAGCGGUCACGUCGGAACCGCACAUUAAUGUUUGUCUACACGCCCUGAAUACACAGUAACAGUUCAGUUUUCAGCAGAUUUAAAUUUAAAGUACAUUUCGAAGAUAUCUGUCAUAUCAUGUGGGGGGAAAUACUUACUACUAUUGGCAAUGAGACGUAGUUUUUAGCUCAGCCGCUAGAUAGUGCAUGGGCUGUUAUCAGGAAAACGUUUAUAUUUCAUGUUGUGGCAUACCGGAAAUACUGAAUAUCUUACUCAUUACAAAACCGAAUUAUUAUUUUUUUUACAAAUUUAAAAUCAUCGUUCAAAUGCAAACGCACGAGUUCUUUCUAGUAGUUGUGGGCCAACACAAAAGAUAGUCACAUGUCGCGUUAAACCAUAUUUUCUAUGGUUACCAUGAUGCGGCUUCAGGAAAAAGGUUAUAUAGUUUUUCGUUUCAGGGUAAAAAUACCCCAAAACAAUCGUCAUCACGAUAACUGCCCGUAAUGUUUGUAAAAUGUAUAAAUAUUGUCUGAAACAGUUUUUGUUAAGGAAAGAAAUGUAGUGUUUGUAGGUUCAUAUCGACAGAAGAGAUUGCGACCUCGAUGUUGGAUUAAGAUUAUAAAUAGGUGUAGGUGCUUAUUAGUUAAGUCUGUUCGACUUUUGAAAUCUUACAUGAUUCUUCGAAGUGAUACAAUGCUGGAUAUAUUUAAUUAAACACAUUAUUGCUGCGUUGAAUAUGAGAGUAUUAUAUGGAAUAUUGAAGAAUCUAUAGAUUGUUCAGUAGUGUCCUCAUGAUUUUUCAACAGUAUGUUUAUUUGUGAUAUUAUAUGAAAACAAUGAUUCUGUGAUAUUAAAAACUUGUAGUAAACAAAAAUCUUCAAAUAUUUGUAACCAUCCUUGGAUUUUUACAACUCAUGUAUGACCCCCAGCAUUGAACGGAUUAUAUAGAACUUGGGUGAUGGUUGUAUUGUUGAAGUUAUUAAAUCAUAUAUCUUUGUA
Messenger RNA from Bacillus rossius redtenbacheri, 5121 nucleotides. RefSeq names its product 5-oxoprolinase. The transcript is spliced from 20 exons. NCBI's taxonomy places the organism in Eukaryota, Metazoa, Arthropoda, Insecta, Phasmatodea, Bacillidae. The record is from RefSeq and is a predicted model, not a curated record. Gene Ontology annotation, biological process: glutathione metabolic process. Gene Ontology annotation, molecular function: 5-oxoprolinase (ATP-hydrolyzing) activity. Bases 230 to 4138 code for a protein of 1302 amino acids. Gene Ontology annotation, cellular component: cytosol.